AUGGGCCACCUCCGCCCCCCGCCCGUAACCGACACGCUCAUCACGUUUCCCGCACCUCACAUCCUUCUAGUUACGCUCAACCGCCCCAAGAAGCACAACUCCAUCACCCAUGGCAUGAACUGGGAGUUCGACGCACUCUGGCAGUGGUUCGACGAGCAGCCUUCCUUACGUGUCGCCGUCAUCACGGGAUCCGGGCAGAAGGCCUUUUGCGCCGGCUCGGACUUGAUUGAGAUCGAGGAGGCGCAGAAGGCGAAACUGCUCGGUGGCGAUGGGCCCGAGCUGGCAAAGCACGCGCAUCCGCCGUCGGGUUUUGGUGGCUUCAGUCGGAGGAGGGGCAAGAAGCCCGUGCUGGCUGCCGUCAAUGGCCUGGCGUUGGGAGGCGGCUUUGAGAUUGUGCUGAAUUGUGAUAUCACAGUCGCCAGUCCCAAGGCGUCGUUCGGCCUGCCGGAGAUCCUCGUCGGCGUCUACGCCUAUGGCGGCGGUCUGCCCCGGCUGGUGCAAACCGUGGGCCUACAGGCCGCGAGCGAGAUUGCGCUAACAGGGCGUCGGGUCAGUGCAAAGGAGGCCUUGGACCUGCGUUUGAUUGGCAAGAUCGCCAUGUCGCCGGAGACCGUGCUAGAGGAGACGCUUGAGCUGGCCAAGAAGCUGGCGGCGAACUCGCCGGACGGCAUCAUCGUCACGAGGGCCGCACUGAGGGAAGCGUGGGAGACGGCGAGCGUGGAGCGGGCGUUCCAGAUCACGCAUGACCAGAUGUAUGAUAAGUUGAUGAAGAGUGAGAACUCCAAGGAAGGUUUGGCGGCUUUCAGGGAGAAGCGGAGCGCGAAGUGGACGGAUUCAAAGUUGUGA
Messenger RNA from Cyphellophora europaea CBS 101466, 846 nucleotides. RefSeq lists its product as uncharacterized. Bases 1 to 846 code for a protein of 281 amino acids. Gene Ontology annotation, molecular function: enoyl-CoA hydratase activity. NCBI's taxonomy places the organism in Eukaryota, Fungi, Ascomycota, Eurotiomycetes, Chaetothyriales, Cyphellophoraceae. Gene Ontology annotation, cellular component: mitochondrion. The transcript is spliced from 2 exons. The record is from RefSeq and is a predicted model, not a curated record. Gene Ontology annotation, biological process: fatty acid beta-oxidation.